AUGUCUAUAACCGAUAUCCCCUCUUCGGACGCCGUGUCGACCUGGGAACAGGUGUACCAUGACGCAUGGCGUCACUUUCACGGCUGCAUUGAAGAAAUUCUGAGCAGGCUCACCUGGGAUAACCCAUCCCCUGAGGAUCGUCAAGUGACGAUUGAAAAGCUGGGCCGUCUGUCCAUAGAAAUUGACAACAUUCGAAACCUGGGACAGAUCAUGUUCGAACACGUCCCAGGUUGUGAAACCGUCCGAGAGAGGCCUCUUGCAUAUUUUGUUACCGACUUCAUCCGGGAGUGCAAUGCAAUGAACUACAAGAUCAAUAUGCUCACCUGGAGACUUUUGAACCGUCAGAACAGCGAGAGGCUAGUACACAGUCGCCUUUUUAGGCUUCUAGAGUCUGUUCGAGACCGCGUCCCAGCAUGA
Molecule: messenger RNA, 417 nt
Organism: Penicillium mononematosum
Lineage: Eukaryota; Fungi; Ascomycota; Eurotiomycetes; Eurotiales; Aspergillaceae
Exons: 1
Coding region: 1-417 (138 amino acids)
Source: RefSeq, a predicted model, not a curated record